CCCCGAGGAGCGCGGGCCGCUCGCACGUCCAUCCCGGCUCCGCGCCGCGGGGCGUUUUCGGGGGGAAUGGAGGCGAUCGGCAGUCAGCUGGGAAACGGGAGAGAUGCAAGCUCCUCCCCAAAUUCAAAGCAAGAGCUGCAGCCGUACCAGGGCUCCAAUACCCUGAAGCCCAACCAAGUGGGUGAGACCUCUCUGUACGGAGUGCCCAUCGUGUCCCUGGUCAUCGACGGGCAGGAGCGGCUGUGCCUGGCGCAGAUCUCCAACACUCUGCUCAAGAACUACAGCUACAAUGAGAUCCACAACCGGCGCGUGGCCCUGGGCAUCACCUGCGUGCAGUGCACGCCCGUGCAGCUGGAGAUCCUGCGGCGGGCCGGGGCCAUGCCCAUCUCGUCGCGCCGCUGCGGCAUGAUCACCAAGCGGGAGGCCGAGCGGCUCUGCAAGUCCUUCCUGGGCGAGCACAAGCCGCCCAAGCUGCCCGAGAACUUCGCCUUCGACGUGGUGCACGAGUGCGCCUGGGGCUCGCGGGGCAGCUUCAUCCCCGCCCGCUACAACAGCUCCCGCGCCAAGUGCAUCAAGUGCAGCUACUGCAGCAUGUACUUCUCCCCCAACAAGUUCAUCUUCCACUCGCACCGCACCCCGGACUCCAAAUACACGCAGCCCGACGCCGCCAACUUCAACUCGUGGCGCCGCCACCUCAAGCUCAGCGACAAGACGGCCACCGAGGAGCUGUCGCACGCCUGGGAGGAUGUCAAGGCCAUGUUCAACGGCGGCACCCGCAAGCGGACCUUCUCCCUGCAGGGCGCGGCCGGGGGCGGUCCCGGGGGGGGCUCUCCCGCCGCCAAGGCCCCGCUGCACCCCCCGCCUCCCGCCGGCCCCGAGCUGCCCCCCGCGCACAAGAGCCUCCGCUGCGGCGGGCAGGAGGCGCCGGGGGAGCGCGGAGCGCUGGGGCUGCCGUCGGGGCACGGCGGGGCGGCGGGGGGGCACGGCGGGGCCGGCGCGGUGCGGAGCUACCCGGUGAUCCCGGUGCCCAGCAAAGGCUUCGGCAUGCUGCAGAAGCUGCCGCCUCCGCUCUUCCCGCAUCCUUACGGCUUCCCGGCCGCGGCCUUCGGACUCUGCCCCAAGAAGCAGGAGGACGCGCUGGGCGGGGCGGGGGGCGGCGAGGCGGGGAAAGGCGGCGCGCUGCCGUCGGGGAUGUUCUGGGGGCCCCCGCACCCGCACCCCCCGCAGCCGGCCCAGCCGCCCCACCAGCCCGGCGCCGCCAAGGACGCGGCCGUGUACCCCUCGUUCCCCAUGUUCUGGCCGGCCGCCGGCAGCCUCCCCGUGCCGCCCUACCCGGCGCAGAGCCAGGCCAAAGCGGCGGCCACGGCCGUGGUGGUGGCGGCGGCGGCGGCGGCCGCGGCGGCGGCGGCGGAGCCGUCGGGGCGGCACGGCGAGCUGGAGGGCUCGGAGCCGUCGGGCAGCGGGCGGAGCAGCGCGACGCCCCAAGAAGGCUCCGGGGCGGACGGAGAGCGCUGUCCCAGCGCGCUGUCCAGGGCGGCCGGCGAAGAGGAGCGCUCCGGCGACGAGGCCCUGCUGGGCCCGCUGCCCCUGCCCAGGAAGGGCAGCUACCUGUCCGCCUUCCGCCCGGUGGUGAAGGACACCGAGAGCAUCGCCAAGCUCUACGGCACCCGAGAGGCGUACGGCGGAGCGGCGGCCCGAGCGCCCGGCUACCUCUCGCCGGACUUUCUCAGCGAGGGCAGCUCCAGCUACCGCUCGCUGUCCCCCGGGGGGGACACGGCCGAGGAGCCCGAGGUGGACGUGGAGUCCAACCGCUUCCCCGAGGACGACGAGGAGGAGACCGCCGCCCCCGCCGAGGAGCGGGAGCCGCCGCCGCCCCGACUGCUGCCCGCGCCCGAGGAGCCGCUCCCCGCGGCGGAGGGGCCGGAAGAGAAGGGGGUCGAGGGGGCGGCGGAGGAGGGGCCCCGGGGCCCCGACGGCAGCCCCGAGCGGAGCAGCAGCGGCGGCGCCUACGAGGUGUACGCGCCGGAGCGGGGGGAGCACCUGCAGCCGCUGAAAGCCGCCGCAGCCCUGGGAGCCGCCUUCCUCUGCACCCCUGAAGCGAAGGAGCAAGAUAAAGAAGACAAUCACUCGACAGCAGAGGAUUUAGAGACCAGAAAAUCCUAUCAGGACCAAAGGAGCGUCUCGCAUCCCAGCCCUGUAAAUACUGACAGAGGAGAAGAGCUCGGCAUGGAGGUGGCGGGGACGCAGUUGGUGGAAAAGGACAUCGAGAACCUGGCCCGAGACGAACUGCAAAAACUCGUCCUGGAGCAAAUGGAGCUGAGGAAGAAAUUGGAGAGGGACUUCCAGAGCCUGAAAGAUAACUUCCAGGACCAGAUGAAGAGGGAGUUGGCGUACCGCGAGGAGAUGGUGCAGCAGCUGCAGAUCGUCCGAGACACGCUGUGCAACGAGCUGGACCAGGAGCGGAAAGCGCGCUACGCCAUCCAACAGAAACUGAAAGAGGCCCACGACGCGCUGCACCACUUCUCCUGCAAGAUGCUGACCCCGCGGCACUGCACGGGGAACUGCUCCUUCAAACCGCCGCUGCUGCCCCAGUGACCCCCCCCGAACCCUCCCCAUUCCCCCCCCGAAGCCAUGCGCCCCGCGGCGCGCCGCAGCCCAGGGCAGAGCCCACGCAAAGCCAUUUCCACGAGGAGCCACGUGUACAUAAGGGGACUCGGAGCUCGGCCCUCUCGGACUGGCAAUAGGGCGGGACCCCCCCGGGCCCCCCACCCCGCUCCGCGUCCUCCCUCCCCCCUCCCUGUGUGUCCGCUUCUUCCGCCCUCGUCCAGACUGGAAACAAACGUGGCUAUGUGCAAUGGAUAUAAAUGUACUGUGAUUCUCUUGGUACAGUA
Messenger RNA from Gallus gallus (chicken), 2891 nucleotides. It is a transcript of the gene SKOR1, whose product is annotated as SKI family transcriptional corepressor 1. The record is from RefSeq and is a predicted model, not a curated record. NCBI's taxonomy places the organism in Eukaryota, Metazoa, Chordata, Aves, Galliformes, Phasianidae. Gene Ontology annotation, biological process: negative regulation of BMP signaling pathway; negative regulation of transcription by RNA polymerase II. The coding region runs from base 67 to 2595 and encodes 842 amino acids. Gene Ontology annotation, molecular function: DNA-binding transcription factor activity, RNA polymerase II-specific; SMAD binding; RNA polymerase II cis-regulatory region sequence-specific DNA binding. Gene Ontology annotation, cellular component: nucleus; transcription regulator complex. The transcript has 9 exons.